AUGCCUUUUCAGCGUGAACAAUUUAUCGGUGAAUUUGUGUUAUUGGUUUGUGGAAUGAUCGUUGGAUUUCAUAUUACGCUGUUUAUCAGACAAAAUCAAUGCCACUUGAUUUAUUCAAGGCUGAACAUACGACCAAAAACACUAGCAGGAGAACUAGGCAAUCGCCAAUUUCUUUUUGUUGGCGUUUUGACUGCUGAGCAGUUAGUGGAAACUCGAGCAAAAGCGGUGUACGAUACUUGGGGAAAGAACGUCCCCGGAAAACUUACUUUCUUUUCAAGCGGUGAAGCAGGAAGAAGGCUUGGGUUACCUGUGGUCAGUUUACCUGAUGUAGAUGACACAUAUCCGCCACUAAAAAAAUCCUUAAUGAUGAUUAAAUACAUGCACGAUGUCCAUUUGGAUGAGUACCAAUGGUUCAUGCGAGCGGAUGACGACGUUUACGUGCGAACUGACAAGUUAGUUGCCUUCUUGCAGUCAUUAAACAGCUCAGAUGAUAUUCAUCUGGGGCACGCUGGUACGGGUGCCAAGGACGAAAUAGGUAUGUUGAGCCUGAAUCCGGGGGAUAACUACUGCAUGGGCGGGCCAGGGGUUAUUAUGAGCCGAAGUGUUAUAAAAAAGGUUGCGCUACAUUUGGAACAUUGCCUUCAAACAGCACCAACAUUACAUGAAGACAUCGAGCUUGGCCGAUGUAUACAAAGAUACACUGGGGUCUCAUGCACUUGGGCAUACGAGGUAAGAAAAGCCGCUGAGUUUACAAUACUUUGUGUUUACCACGACUCUAACCAAAACCUCAAGAAGAGGUAGUUGAUUUGCGUGACUUGUCUCUACGAAUGCAAUAAUAAAACUUUCAUGUAUGGAUGGUGCAGAUUACAAAAAUGUACCGAGUUUUUUCUUAUAAUACACGAAUAAUCGCCUUAACUAGGGCGCUUAUUGAAGGGCGGCCUUUAAUCGAGGAAAUACGUUAUUCAGCGGGGUUCAUCCUUAAUGCGCACACACCAAGAAUAAAGACGAGUAGUCUUGACAAAAACCCACAGAUUAUAACUAGUGACCAUAAAGGUUACAUAGCCAGUUUGAACCUAAACCUCUGCUCAGUAUAAAAUCAGUGACUAACGAAUUGUGUUCCUUUGUUUUAGAUGCGCGACCUCUUCUUUCACCAUUACACUGAGAAGGAGAAGGUUUUUUUCGGUGACUUAGACACCAAGCCCAUUAACGAUGCCAUCACGCUCCAUCCCAUUAAACAACCAGCCUACAUGCGCCGUCUGCACGUGCACUUCAUGAGCCAGCGAAUUCAGCAUCUCCAAUAUGAAACUGUUAAGCUGCAAAGAGUUCUGAGACGAACUGAUAGUCUGAUUCAAGAAGAAGAAAACUGGCUUCUUACACGAGAAAAAUAUUCUCAUCGGGAUGAAGAAGACUUUCAUCACCAGCUGGCGAGAAAUAACACUGAACAAUGGAGCAUAUUCACUUCGAAUUCAUUCUUCUCUGAUACGAUGUUAAUGUCCCCUGGAACUGGUAUUCGUGGUGCACUAAAGAUUGAGUUAAAAAAAUUAUUGGAAAUAGAAAAAGAAACGUUGAAGGAAGAAGCAAGGACUCGAUUUCCUGAAAAUAUAAAUAUCCUGAAAAUAAACUAUGGUUACAGGCGUGCUCACCCCAUAUACGGUGUUCAAUACGUCAUGCAUUCAACUGUAAGAUCAGAAAAGAAAAUCCUUUAUACAGAAACAGGAAAAACUAAACAAAUUUCUAGCCUACAAAGUAGAAGGUUCUUCUUCCAACUCCCAUUUGGAAGACUCGUUUACGACGCCAAAUCCCUCGAUAACACUUUACCCUUUGUGCACUUCCUUGUCCCCUUGGAAGGGCGGUUAGAAACGUUUCGUCGCUUCAUGAAGAAUUUUGAAGAGGUUUGUCUCGAGCAAAUUCUGAGGGUAAAGCUUGUAAUCGCGUAUUCGUCAUCAUUUUUUUCUCCUCGCGAGCACAAAGCCGUCUUCAAGGAAUACCAGUACAAGUACCCUCUGGCAGACCUUAUUUGGAUUGACGUUGCGGGCAACUUUUCCCGCGGGGUAGCCCUAUCUUUGGCGGCAGCUAAAUUAAACAAGACAGAUUUGUUGUUCCUGUGUGACGUUGAUUUAGUAUUCAGCAAGGAGUUUUUGGACCGCUGUCGCAUUAACACGGUGCUUGGGCAACAAGUCUAUUUCCCCAUAAUGUUCAGUCAGUUUGAUCCUGAUUUAUCAGAUAUCCACAACAACAGACCUGAAUCGUACUACACAAUUAAUGCAGACGCAGGAAUUUGGAGGACCUACUCAUACGGACCCGUUUGUUUGUACGGUCGAGAUCUUCAAGCAGUUGGAGGGUUUAACACAAGCAUCCAAGGCUGGGGAUGGGAAGACGUGGACUUAAAUGAGAAAUUUGUCAAACAUAAAGACAUUGAUGUGUUUCGCGCCCCCGAUCCUGGUCUUAUACAUGUUUAUCAUCCCGUGAAAUGCGAUCCAAAGCUACCCUCUACACAGCUAGCACAAUGUCGAGGCUCAAAGGCAUCGGGAUUGGCCAAUCAGAAGUCGUUACUCAGAUAUAUACUUGCUAUGCAAAAUAAAGGACUUAAGUAA
Porites evermanni is the source of this 2594-nucleotide messenger RNA. The record is from the annotation of a GenBank genome assembly. Lineage: Eukaryota; Metazoa; Cnidaria; Anthozoa; Scleractinia; Poritidae.